Jatropha curcas is the source of this 840-nucleotide messenger RNA. The record is from RefSeq and is a predicted model, not a curated record. NCBI's taxonomy places the organism in Eukaryota, Viridiplantae, Streptophyta, Magnoliopsida, Malpighiales, Euphorbiaceae.
ACAAUUGUAGGAGUUCACCCGGCAACAAUAACUUUCACCAACAAUUGUCCAUACACAGUUUGGCCAGCAACCCUUACCGGUGGUAAUAGGCCUCAGCAGUCAACAACUGGCUUUGAGUUAGCAACAAAAGCAACCCAAUCUCUAGAUGUUCCAGCCCCAUUCACCGGAAGGUUUUGGGGCCGAACUGAAUGUUCUACCGAUUCAACUGGAAAGUUCACAUGUGCAACUGGCGAAUGUAGCUCCGGACAAAUUUCAUGCAACGGUGCUGGAGGAAAUCCACCGGUUUCUCUUAUAGAAUUCACUUUAGCAGAAAACGGCGGUAAAGAUUUCUACGAUGUUAGUCUUGUUGACGGUUUUAACGUGCCAAUGUCAGUCUCUCCACGUGGUGGCUCCGGUGAUACAUGCAUUCCAGCUAGCUGUGCAAGAAAUGUGAACUCCGAUUGCCCUAAUGAGUUAGCUAUUAAAGCGCCGGAUGGAAAUUCUGUGAUUGGUUGCAAAAGUGCAUGUGUAGCAUUUAAUCGCCCAGAAUAUUGUUGCACAGAAAACUUUAAUACGCCAGCUACUUGCAAACCCACCAAUUAUUCAAUGUUUUUCAAGGAUCGGUGCCCUCAAGCUUAUAGCUAUGCUUAUGAUGAUCCGACAAGCACAUUUUCUUGCGUUGGUGGAGCUAAUUAUGAUAUCACUUUCUGUCCAUGAAGAAUGACUUUGCAAUAAAUCCACAAAUAGUGUUUGGAUUAAUUAAAUAAUUCAAUAAAAGCAAGUAAAAUCUUCAUGUAAUAGAGAGAAUGAAAUAUUUUUAUUUCUAAUGCAAUAUUAAUAUCUUUUCUUUUUCUUGAUGAA